Heterocephalus glaber (naked mole-rat) is the source of this 1878-nucleotide messenger RNA. Lineage: Eukaryota; Metazoa; Chordata; Mammalia; Rodentia; Bathyergidae. The record is from RefSeq and is a predicted model, not a curated record.
GCCCCGUGUGUGGCGGAGCGGGAGCAGAAAGGGGAGUGAGGGCGGCGAGACGCUUGAGGGGAGCCGGGCCGGGGGGCCGCCGCCGCCGCCGCCAUGCAGGAAAUCAUCGCCAGCGUGGACCACAUCAAGUUCGACUUGGAGAUCGCCGUGGAGCAGCAGCUCGGGGCGCAGCCGCUGCCCUUCCCCGGCAUGGACAAGUCGGGCGCUGCUGUCUGUGAAUUCUUUUUGAAAGCAGCCUGUGGCAAAGGAGGCAUGUGUCCAUUCCGCCACAUCAGUGGUGAGAAGACAGUUGUGUGCAAACACUGGCUGCGGGGACUGUGCAAGAAAGGUGACCAGUGUGAGUUCUUACACGAGUAUGACAUGACCAAGAUGCCCGAGUGCUACUUCUACUCCAAAUUUGGGGAGUGCAGCAACAAGGAGUGCCCCUUCCUGCACAUUGACCCGGAGUCCAAGAUCAAGGAUUGCCCUUGGUACGACCGCGGCUUCUGUAAGCAUGGUCCUCUGUGCAGGCACCGGCACACGCGGAGAGUCAUCUGUGUGAAUUACCUGGUGGGAUUCUGCCCAGAGGGCCCCUCGUGUAAAUUCAUGCACCCCCGAUUUGAACUGCCUAUGGGAACCACUGAGCAGCCCCCACUGCCGCAGCAGACGCAGCCUCCGACAAAGAUCCUGCCCCUUACAAGCAAGGGAGACUGGGACUCCUAGAAGGAGGAACUUCCUGAGGCGACACCACCAGGCAGUGGCAAAUGGAGGACCAGAACUGAGGCCAAGGGUCCUCGGGCUAGCGCCAUUGCUGCUCCUAAGGCGAGACCAGGACUGAAGGACAAGCUGGCUCCAGUUUCUGAGAUAGCCCCACGGUGCAGCUGGUCCCUUUCCUCAGGCGCGAGAAGAGUGAAAAUGCAUAACACAGACAAGUGGGGAUCUCUGGCAGCCCCAAACAGGACUCCCUGGAUCUGGGUACAGGGCUGAAGCUGGGCCCGGGGAAGGCUGGCCCAGGGUUAGGUAGGGCCUCAACAGGUCUGCUGCCCUGGAAGCCUCAUCUCUUACCUGGCUGUGCUUACCCUCCACAGACCCACCCCACCCUCAGGAGGCACAGGUGCCAAACAAACCGAACUCUCCUGGGGAAAGCCAGGCGUUUCCAGGCACGGGUAUAGCUGCCAGCCUGGGGCUUCCUCGCUCGGUCUUUAGGGUUCAAUGGUUUGGACAUGCGUUGCUGUGGAGUCCCCGCCCUAGCAGCCCUGCCCCUUCCUAUGUGGCCCCCUGGAGGAGGGCCCUCAGCCCCCAGACCGCAGGUAGCAGGCCAGGCUCCCAACUGUUUUUCUGUGACUGUUGCUCGCCGUGUAGGCCGCUAAACAUCUGGCUGAACCAAGCGUUCAUCCUGACCUGACGCUAGAACCUCAGAACCAAAAGUAAGGCCUGAUCAUGCCCCUGCCCCGCCGCCCCAGAGACCUCCUCUUGUCUCUUUGGUGUUUUGUGUUCGACUUUUGCUUUGCGUUUCUGUGUGUCUGCAUGGUACUUUUCGGGCAGCGGCUCCUGCCAUCAUCACCAGCAGUUUCUCUUCUGCCUGCUCUCCUGAGCCGGGCUAUCCCAGAAGCCCUCGUCCUGCUGGUCACGCGGGAACGAUCCCGCCCUCUUCUUCCCGUGCCCCUCGGCAGUCGGCUGCACGUGCUUCCACAGUAAGACCUGUUGUGUGGCUCUUUCCAGCAAAGUAGCAAUCCGCCGUUACAGAGGUCGCCCUCGUGCUCCCUGAUCCAGUUAACGAGCCAGAACUCUUCUCCCAACCAGCAGAGGGCCCCGCAGGUCAUCGGGGUCAUGCAGAGCCAGAGCAGCAGCGCAGGGAACCGCGGACCCCGGCCGCUGGAGCAGGUCACCUGCUACAAG